UUAAUAAAUCCUGUACCAACGAUCUGUGGUAAAUAUAAAAACUAAUUUGUGCAAACUACAUUUUCUUCUACUUUAACUUAUAAUUAAGCUACGUUUCUCGUGGUUAAGUUAAUUCGAUUGCAUGUUUACUUAUAAUGCUUCGCUGCAUAAUUCAGAUGGUGCUUUACUUACAUUCAAGGCAUGGUCAUUAUUAGUCUAGUGUAACUAAUUAUUUCACAAACAUUAUAAUAAAGUUUAUUUCAAUAAAUUUAUUGCUUUUUUUAAAUACACGAAGUUUGUUUAAAUGCAUAGUUUUACUCAUUGAAGCAAACAUAAAAAUUUGGUUACAUACAUAUGUGUACACAUAUAAUGCAUAGAAAAGCCUUUGGCCUAACAAUAAAAGAGUAUUUUAUUUAAUGAAAAUAUUCUGCCUCACAAUCUCCAUAUCCUUCGAUUUUAUCAAAACAAGAAAUUCGUAUUUUUCCUUUGUAAACAAAACUAUCAGAGUAAUGAAGCAUUGAAGCCAGUAGCUUGCGGAUAGUUGGAAAGAAAUGUCAUGAAACAUUGACAUUAUUCUAUUGAUCUUUCAGGCAGGGCAAAAUCUUUUCAUCUCAUAUUUCUUUUUUUAUGGAGUAUUACGGAAACAUGUGUUUCUGAAGAAAAUGUAUAGAAGUAAGGCUAAAUUCCGACGGAACCGUUAAAACAUAGAUUUUUUGAAUGAAAUUUACCGGAUAUAUAUGGAGUCAAUAUAAGGAUUACUGCGGUACGCACGGAUUUCGCUUAUUAUUGGAAGAUAUACCACCAUUGAAAUUGGUUUAGAGAUGACUCAAGUAAUUUCAAGCGUAGGAGAUUCUCUUAGAAAAAUACUGUUCAGCCGAAUCGAGCUCGUAGUUUCAAUAUAGUUUAUUCUUUUAUUUAUUUUUUGUAAGUAACUGGUUCAUAAUGAAUUUAAUUUUUUUAUCCUUGUCUAAAUGUAUGACUUUAGCUAUGGCGAGCGAAUUUUGUUUUACAUUAUUUUACAACUGCAUUGUAUGAUUAAUGUUGUUGCUUAGUUGUCGUUUAGAUAGCAAUCGAACCGGCACAUCCAGUGCAGUAUUGAAGUAAUUUCUUCGCAAUCUUGCGGCAACAGGUAAGUUGGUUAGCAAUUGGUGUUAAGAAUUCCCAUUAAUGUGCAAUGUACCGUUUGUUGCUUGUGGUGGCUGCACGCCGUAUCGCUUCAGUACAUAAGAGUGCAAUUAGUUCUGCUUUACUGUUUGCUGUCCUUAUUUUAUAAAGUUUACUAUCCUAAAACAUUGCUUUACUUAUAUGUAUCGUUUUAUAGUACCAGUGUAUCAGCUGUACAAAAAUUUACUUUAUUGUGGCCUGUGAUGUCUAACUAAAUCGCUAACUUAAACUUUUAUAAUGUUAAAUCCGAGUAAUACAUAAUUUGAAUAUUAAGCUGAAUAGAAAAUUCUAAGAACUUAGAACUAACCCUUACAGAAAUACAAAAUUUGUUUGAUCUUUACUCAGUAUAUUUUUCUAUUCCGUCACUGAUUCAAAUUUCAAAAUAAAAAUAAAUAUGUAGGUAUACUUAUGCACACAUUCAUUCAGUUUCUAUGCUCAAAAUGGUUUUUAAAAAUCUUAGAUUCGUGUCGCCAACAUUAAAGGAAAGAAGAACAUUUUUCAAUGAUACUCAUAAUAAAGGGAAGAAUUUUGGUAGUACAACUAAUAGCGAUAAAACAAAAGAUAUAAAAUAUCGAAAGGAAACCGAUACUUUUGGGGAGCUGCAAGUUCCUGCUGAUAAGUAUUAUGGAGCUCAAACUCUUCGUUCAAAAAUAAAUUUCCCAAUUGGAGGAAAAAGGGAGCAAAUGCCAAAAGAAAUAAUAAUAGCAAUGGGAAUAUUAAAAAAAGCCUCAGCCGAGGUGAACAGAGAAUAUGGGUUGAAUAGCAAAAUAGCUGAAAAUAUUUCUAAGGCUUGCGACGAGUUAAUAUCUGGUAAAUUAUACAAAGACCACUUCCCUUUAGUUAUUUGGCAAACAGGAUCUGGUACGCAAACAAAUAUGAACUGUAAUGAAGUUAUCAGUAAUCGUGCUAUCGAACUAAUGGGUGGUGAAUUGGGCUCAAAAAAACCUGUCCAUCCAAAUGAUCAUGUAAAUAUGUCGCAGAGCUCAAAUGACACGUUCCCCGCUGCAAUUCAUAUUUCUGUGGCAAUGCAACUAGUAAAUACACUAAAACCGAAUAUUGAAUUUAUGCGAGAAGGUUUAAAAUUGAAAUCGGAAGAGUUCAAGGAUAUUGUAAAAAUAGGACGAACACAUACAAUGGAUGCUGUACCUUUAACACUGGGUCAGGAGUUCAGUGGUUAUACACAACAAAUUACUUAUGCUCUUCAACGAAUCGAUGCAUGUCUUCCUCGUGUAUAUGAAAUUGCUCUUGGCGGAACCGCUGUAGGAACAGGACUCAACGCACCUGAAGGUUUUGCCGAGAAAGUUGCAAAAAGAAUUAGCGAAUUGACAUGCUUACCAUUUGUAUCGGCACCGAAUAAAUUCGAAGCGCUAGCAGCACGCGAUACGAUGGUAGAAGUAAGUGGAGUGUUGAACACAAUAGCAUGCAGUGUGUUUAAAAUAGCUAACGAUAUACGUUUUCUCGGUUCUGGACCACGAUGUGGCUUUGGUGAGCUGAUGUUACCCGAAAAUGAACCAGGUAGCUCAAUUAUGCCAGGGAAAGUAAACCCCACACAAUGCGAGGCAAUUACGAUGGUUGCCGGACAAGUGAUUGGUAAUCACGUCGCAGUUACCAUAGGAGGAUCGAACGGUCAUUUCGAAUUGAAUGUUUUCAAACCAUUGGUGGUCUCGAAUGUUCUCCGUUCUAUUCGUUUACUCUCUGAUGCCAGUCGGACUUUUACCUGCAAUUGCAUAAAAGAUAUUCAACCGAACAAAGACCGCAUCAAUAAGAUAAUGAACGAGUCUUUAAUGCUAGUGACAGCAUUAAACCCGCAUAUUGGUUACGAUAAGGCGGCACAAAUAGCUAAAACAGCUCACAAGAAUGGGACUACUCUUAAAGAAGAAGCAAUAAAUUUAGGUUACUUAACCGAACGGCAAUUUAAUGAUUGGGUAAAACCACAGAACAUGCUUGGACCGAAAUCAAUGAUGCAGGGUGCUAAAACUAAUAAAUAAGCGUAUAUACAUACAUGAAUUAUAUGUUUGUAUUUGCAUCUGAAUAUAAUAGUUUCGUUAUUGCAGUUAAUAUUAUAAUGCGAAUGUUUUUCUCUUAUUUUCAAUAAAGCUCAAAUAAAAAUAAUUUAGAACAUUAUUAUUGUUAA
Bactrocera latifrons is the source of this 3277-nucleotide messenger RNA. Its product is annotated as fumarate hydratase, mitochondrial-like. Lineage: Eukaryota; Metazoa; Arthropoda; Insecta; Diptera; Tephritidae. The record is from RefSeq and is a predicted model, not a curated record. Gene Ontology annotation, molecular function: fumarate hydratase activity. Gene Ontology annotation, cellular component: mitochondrion; tricarboxylic acid cycle heteromeric enzyme complex. The transcript has a single exon. The coding region runs from base 1575 to 3131 and encodes 518 amino acids. Gene Ontology annotation, biological process: tricarboxylic acid cycle; malate metabolic process; fumarate metabolic process.